UCUGUACCGCUUGUCGAUUUUUGUGGUUUUCUGUUCUCUAAUCGGAGAUGUCUGGCCGUGGCAAGCAGGGCGGCAAAGCGCGUGCCAAGGCUAAAUCGCGAUCAUCCCGCGCAGGCCUGCAGUUUCCCGUGGGCCGUGUGCAUCGGCUGCUCCGCAAGGGCAACUACUCAGAGCGCGUGGGCGCCGGAGCUCCGGUCUACCUCGCUGCGGUGCUUGAAUACUUGACAGCCGAGAUUUUAGAGCUGGCGGGCAACGCGGCGCGGGACAACAAGAAGACACGUAUCAUCCCGCGCCACCUACAGCUAGCUAUCCGCAACGACGAGGAGCUUAACAAGCUGCUUGGCCGCGUAACCAUCGCGCAGGGCGGUGUCCUGCCUAACAUCCAGGCCGUGUUGCUGCCUAAGAAGACCGAGAGCCACCACAAGGCCAAGGGCAAGUGAGGCCCGCCAACCCCCGGCUCCCUUUUACGGACACCAAAGGCUCUUUUCAGAGCCACCCAUAUCUUCAAGAAAAGAGCCACACUGAAUCCGCAUGUCUGGCGCAGUUCUCUAUUAAGGAGCGCGUCAGUUGUAGGGGAGGGCGCAAAUGGCAACUGGGACUCCAGGGCUGAGGCAUCCUCGCCAGGUAGGCAAUAUGUGCCCUUUGCGGCAGGAAACACUUGCCUACAGGUGGCCACCCCUUUGAAUCUUCACCCCCAAAACCUCCCGUGGAAUUUUAGUCCCGCCCACCCUUAAAGGUAGCCACAUGAGUACUAGUUACCUUUGACUCCGGAAGGGUUCUAAUUUGUACAAGUCCAGGAUGUGUUUUCCGAUUCCAGGGACAAUCUGGUUGAUUUGUCUGUUACUAAAAAGCAUUUUUGAUAUUUUUUUAAGAAUUUGCUAUUUGAGUUUCAAUAGGUGAAUCUUGGAAGUUCCAUUUAACACGUAAAUUUAGAUAGCCGAUUUUUAACAUCGUAAUGUUCCCGAGAGUUAACAUUUAAUUUAUUGGGUUGAAAUUCUAAGAAUCGUGAAAAUGGUUCAAUACUUUAAAAAGAACCAAAUUAUUAGAUCUCAAAAGGAGGUGUAAACAUUUGAACUAAUCAUGAACAGGAAAAUUACUAGAAGGAAUUUGGGCUGGUCAAACAAAGAUGGGAGACAAAAUAAUUUGUACACUGAAUUUGAUAAGGAAAACUAGGUUUGUGAGGUUAGCAAACUUAUAAAUAUUGUUAGAAUCAGAUUAAAUAUUGUUAGAAUCAGCCUGUGAACUCCACAUUGCAAAGUAAAGGAGGGUUAGAGAGUUCAGAGAUCUCCAGGAAAAAUCAACUAAGAAAUGGUUAUGUUAAUGGCACCUGCCUGGGGUGGAGGAGGGAUUAGUAGGAUUAAUCUGUGAUAAUCCCUUUAAAAUGCCUGCUGCAAAACUAGAGCUCAGUGUUACCUUUGUCCCUGUUAAGGUUAUCAAAUCUAUAGUUUUCGAUCCUUAUCAAAAUAUGGAUGAUUCCUACUUUUAUUUUUUAUUUUUUAAUGGACAAAAUUUUGUACGCAUUUAUGGGGUACAUAGUGAUGUUGCUAGUACAUGUAUGGUAUUCAGAAUAGAGUAAUCAGCAAUUUUUUAUUGUAAUAAUAAAUACAGGCCAGUAAGAGCAUUCAGGAAUGUUAUGUAAUAUGUAUGUAUCCUACUAAAAUUAGGUCUUCCCAAACCAGGGCUCCCUGGACAUCAUCUGGAGCUAACCAUCUUUGUCUUUAGAAAAUACCAC
Molecule: messenger RNA, 1732 nt
Organism: Nycticebus coucang (slow loris)
Lineage: Eukaryota; Metazoa; Chordata; Mammalia; Primates; Lorisidae
Product: histone H2A type 3
Exons: 1
Coding region: 48-440 (130 amino acids)
Cellular component (GO): nucleosome
Molecular function (GO): protein heterodimerization activity; DNA binding; structural constituent of chromatin
Source: RefSeq, a predicted model, not a curated record